This is a messenger RNA of Antrostomus carolinensis (chuck-will's-widow), 1969 nucleotides long. Its product is annotated as mucin-5AC. The annotation marks the transcript as partial. Gene Ontology annotation, molecular function: protein binding. The record is from RefSeq and is a predicted model, not a curated record. NCBI's taxonomy places the organism in Eukaryota, Metazoa, Chordata, Aves, Caprimulgiformes, Caprimulgidae. The transcript is spliced from 15 exons.
GUGAUUUGAUUUACAAUAGAACGGACAGCGAAGGAUGUAUAUUUUAUGCCGUCUGUAGUGAAACAUGUACAAUUGAACGACACACUGGGCACUGUAACAUUACUACUCCUCUAACCACUACUUCCCCUCCUGGACAAAGAUACAAAUUAUCCAACUGUACAGAACUCAUCUGUAAGGGAGACAACAAGGUAGAAGUAAUUCCAACGCACUGCGCACCUGUAAAGGAAAUUACUUGUGCAAACAAAUAUCCGGCAAUACUGGUACCUGAUGAAAACGGCUGCUGUUACCACUAUGAGUGUCAAUGUGUGUGCAGUGGAUGGGGUGAUCCUCAUUACGUUACUUUUGAUGGAACCUACUAUACUUUCCUUGAAAACUGCACUUACGUCCUGGUAAAACAGAUUGUACCUAAAUAUGACAACUUCCGUGUUUACAUUGACAAUUAUUACUGCAAUUCAGAAGAUGGACUUUCCUGUCCUAAAUCCAUUAUUAUUUUCUACAAAUCUGCGAAAGUGGUGCUGACCCGGGAACGCAUGAAUGGUGUGAUGACCAAUGUGAUGUACUUCAACAAUAAGAUUGUCAAACCAGGCUUCAAAGAAGACGGUAUUUCUUUCUCCACACUUGGCAUCAACAUGAUCGUUGAAAUACCAGAGAUUGGUGCAACUAUCACCUUUAGUGGGAUGAUUUUCUCUGUGAAACUCCCAUUCAGCAAAUUUGGCAACAACACCGAAGGACAGUGUGGAACAUGUACAAAUAAUAAAGCAGAUGAAUGCCGCUUACCAAGUGGUAAGAUCAUUUCUUCCUGUCCCCAAAUGGCUCAUCACUGGAUUGUUGAUAAUGACAAGUCAUGCCAUGGAUUACCAGUACCACCAGUUGUAACCACACCUCCACCAAAGCCUCACUGUGAAACACCUCCUCUCUGCAAGCUUAUCUGGAGCGAGAUUUUUGCAGAAUGCCAUGCCGUGAUACCACCAGAACCAUUUUUCAAAGGCUGUGUCUUUGAUGGAUGUCGCAUAGCGGAUGAAUCCAUGCAGUGCUCCAGUUUGGAGGUAUAUGCUACAGAGUGUGCUGCUAGAGGUGUCUGCAUUAACUGGAGAGGAAAGACCAACAAUGUAUGCCCAUACAACUGUCCACCAAACAUGGUAUACAAACCAUGUGGGCCCAUCAAUCCUGCUACCUGUGACUCAAGCUUUGUUGAGCAUCCUGGCUAUGGAGUAACUGAAGGAUGUUACUGUCCUGAAGGAAAGACACUCAUGAGUGAAGACAGCGACAUCUGUGUCUCAGAAUGCUCUUGCAGGGAACCAAAUGGAGUGUCCAGAUGGCCAGGAGAAAAAUGGACAAGAGAUUGCCAGGAAUGUGUCUGCGACAAAAAUACUCUUGAAGUGCACUGUACAAAACACGAAUGUCCUCUGAGACAGCAAGUAUUUUGUGAUGAACCAGGUUACAUGCCUGUUCAGCCUGGAACUAUCAUUCCAUCAGGCCCCUGUGAAGAAUGCAUCUGCUCUGAAUCCUCUUACUUAGGCUCUCAACAGGCUAGCGUCAAGUGUGAGUCUGUUAUCUGUGACACAUACUGCCCAGCGGGUUAUAAGUAUACAGUGAAUCCUGGACAGUGCUGCGGCACAUGCAAGGCAGCGGCUUGUAUAGUGUCUGCGGGAGACAACAUUACGCGCGUGCUUCAAGUUGGAGAAUUGUGGAACCCAUUUGGUGAUAAAUGUAUAACUUACACAUGUGAAAAAUACGAGGACCAGUUCAUUCAAGUCAUCUUAGAGAAAAGCUGUCCUCCCUUUAACCCUGACGACUGUGAUCCAGAUAACAUCAAGCUUUCUGAGGAUGGCUGCUGUAAAACAUGCCAAAUACACCAGCUGAAUUGUAAGAAGUACAAUACCACUACUGUCAUCAAGUACGGUGGAUGUGUAUCUCCUGUUCCUGUUGAGAUGACGUACUGUGAAGGCAGCUGUGACGCUUACUCACG